Molecule: messenger RNA, 321 nt
Organism: Didymosphaeria variabile
Lineage: Eukaryota; Fungi; Ascomycota; Dothideomycetes; Pleosporales; Didymosphaeriaceae
Exons: 1
Coding region: 1-321 (106 amino acids)
Source: RefSeq, a predicted model, not a curated record
AUGGAUCCCGACACGCCUGCCACGCCUGCCCCACAGCCCUCUAUCUUCCGCUGGGUUCUGGGCUUCCUGAUGGUCGGUGCCUGCUGGGGCCUUACGACACCCUUCAUGCGCCGUGCAGCCAUAAAUUAUACGCCUCCAGCACGGCCAUCGCUCACAGACCCGAAUAACUCGUGGCUGAAGAGGAAAGUUUUGGGGAUAUGGUGGGCGGUCAUUGGGGUGCUCAGUCGGCCGGCGUAUGCGGUGCCUUUCUUGUUGAAUGUUACGGGGAGUGUCUGGUUCUUUAUAUUGAUUGGACAAGCUGGUAAGUCUCAGAAGGCGUAG